Molecule: messenger RNA, 2317 nt
Organism: Bufo gargarizans (Asiatic toad)
Lineage: Eukaryota; Metazoa; Chordata; Amphibia; Anura; Bufonidae
Product: Y+L amino acid transporter 2-like
Exons: 10
Coding region: 178-1629 (483 amino acids)
Biological process (GO): amino acid transmembrane transport
Cellular component (GO): membrane
Molecular function (GO): L-amino acid transmembrane transporter activity; basic amino acid transmembrane transporter activity
Source: RefSeq, a predicted model, not a curated record
CAUACACUUCCCGCAUAUUGAACUUUGAUAGUAACUUACUGUCAGUUGAACCAACCAGAGGCACCGCUAUUUCUAUCUAAUUCUGUUUCUGUGCUUUUGCUGCCACCUGUUCUUUAACGGAGGAGUGCAUUAUAAGCUUGAAGUUUGAAAUAUUCACAUUAUUUGACGAGUGACUGAAUGAAAAUGAAGGGAAGUUCCCAAGAUAUUUCCACAAAUUCCGUUCAACUAAAGAAAGAAAUCUCACUUCUACAUGGAGUUAGUUUGGUCAUCGGUAAUACCAUUGGUGCAGGAAUAUUUGUUUCACCAAAGGGAGUUCUAAUGUAUAGUGGCUCCUAUGGCUUGUCCUUGAUCAUCUGGACUCUGGGGGGACUGUUCUCUGUGAUUGGAGCUCUGUGCUAUGCAGAGUUGGGUACGACAAUCCAUAAAUCUGGUGCAAGCUACAUUUAUAUAAAGGAGUCAUUUGGUGGCUUUUUGGCCUUCCUAAACCUGUGGACUAACAUGUUGAUAAUCUAUCCGGCUAGUCAAGCUAUUCUCUCAGUGACAUUUGCCCAGUACAUGAUUGAACCAUUUUUUCCUACCUGUUCUUUACCCCAGUCUGCAGUCUUCCUCCUUUCAGUAGUAUGUGUUGUAUUUUUAACAGCUGUGAAUUGUGCAAAAGUCAAAUGGGGAGCCACCCUCCAAGUGAUGGCAACUUUUGCCAAGGUCUUAGCUUUGGUCAUCAUCAUUGUUGCAGGAAUUGUCAGAUUAUGUCAGGGUAACACCUAUAAUUUGGAAAGAUCAUUUGAAGGCUCUAAAGUCAAUAUAGGGUCAUUAACUAUGGCCUUCUACUCAGCUUUGUAUUCUUUUUCUGGCUGGGAUUGUAUCAAUUAUGUAACAGAAGAAAUGAAAAAUCCAAAGAGAAACCUGCCAUUAUCUAUGGUGAUAUCUAUGCCGCUGGUGACAAUUAUCUAUGUCAUGACAAACAUUGCAUACUACACAGAGUUGGAUCUGAACACCAUCAUGGACAGCAGUGCAGUAGCUGUGACUUUUGCUGAAAGAGUUCUUGGAUUUGUAAAGUGGUUCAUCCCCAUCUCAGUGGCCAUGUCAUGUUGCGGUGGAUUAAACUCAGUAGUCAUUUCAUCAUCAAGACUGUUUUUUGUCGCUUCCAGGGAAGGACAACUCCCUGAUUUUCUCUGCAUGAUCAACAUCAAUAGAUAUACUCCUGUCCCUGCCUUACUUUUUAAUGGAUUGAUGGCCAUUGUGUUCCUUUGCGUGGAUGAUGUCUUUCAGCUCAUUGAUUACUUCAGCUUUUCUUACUGGUUAUUUAUUGGCCUAUCAGUGGCUGGUCAAAUUUAUUUAAGGGUCAAAAGACCAGACUUGCCAAGACCUGUGAAGCUGAGCUUGUUCUUCCCAGUGCUGUACUGCAUCUGCAGUGUAUGUCUGGUAGUGGUUCCUCUCUACAGUGAUCCCAUUGAUUCUUUGGUUGGAAUUGCUGUUGUUGUUUCGGGGGCUCCUGUAUACUACAUCUGUCUUCAUCUUCCUUCAGAAAAACAACCAGCAUUUGUGAAGAAAUUCUUAGGUAUAAUUUCCCUGUAUAUACAGAAGCUAUGCAUGUGCUGCCCUGCCGAAUCUGUAGAUAAGUUGGAAUAAAAAGCUCCUGCAAACGUCACAAGACAACGUGUACAACCUGUAGUGUUUAAGGAGGAGUCCAGACUAAAGUGACACACUAUGUAUUUUAGGCCUAAUUCACACAGCGCCAACUCAGGUCCUGCACUGUAUUUUAUAAAUAAUACAAUGAAUGUAUUUAUACAUUUUUAUUAUUUAUUGUCAAUAAAAUUACAUUUGUCAUCUGUCACAAUAUAGGCCAUCCUGUAGGCAGCGUAAAUUUAGACAGUCUAGAUAUGCGCCAAAUCUUUCACAGUGGCUCUUGAUGGAUAAUAAAUUUGGUGCAUGUUUGAACAGUUUUGUCUAACUGAUUUACUUACCUUGCUAUAAAAUUUUAUGCCAAAAAUUCGACACAUUUUUGGACAAUUUGCAGCAUCAUAGAGCACACCCCUUUACUGCUAAGUCAUGCCUUCUUGGCAAACUAAUUGCAGUGGAUUUAUCUAAACUCCAUCCACCAAACUGCACCAAAGUUUUGAACAGUCACAUGUGGCACACAGUUUUUAUUUCUGAAAUUAGAAAAAAAUCUCUAUUCUCCUCCCCAUUUUUAUUAGUCUGUUAAGAUAUUAAGAUGAUCACAACAUUGACAUACAGAGGAAUCUGCAAUAUACCAAUUGCAGUACUAAUGAAAUCUGUAUUGUUUGUUUAGUACAUAAUAAAGUACUUUUCUACCUUU